GAGCGUAGCCACCUGCCCGUGGCAUUAUAAGACAGCGCUUCACCGUCCCGAGCUAGACAGUCCUGCUCCAAGAUGGCCUUCAAGACUGUUCUAGCGGCACUGGCCGUUGCGAUCUUCGCCGGGCUGGCGGCUGCCGAGCCCGCUAAACCUAAUACUGGAAUUCAAUCCUACGACGUCAUUGACGGCAAGAAUCACCUAAUUCGUGCUCGUCGUGAGCCUUAUACCGUUCGUGUCAGUUCGCUCGGUGGUUCGCACGGCGCUAAAUCCCAGAUCGAGGCCUCUCUUGUCCGUCCUAAAAGGUUCUUCGGUCUUCACCGCCGCCCCAAGGUGAUCGUGCUCCACAGCCAGCCCUCGUACGUGCAGCCACCUCCCCAGGUGGUGUACAUCCGCAAGCACCACCGCAAGCACCACCACCACCACCACCACCACCGUCCUGGCCUCACAGUGCACCUCGGCUGAGCGAUGGUUAUGACGAAUAAAUGCACGUUAUUCUGCCCCGCGCGUUA
Molecule: messenger RNA, 506 nt
Organism: Frankliniella occidentalis (western flower thrips)
Lineage: Eukaryota; Metazoa; Arthropoda; Insecta; Thysanoptera; Thripidae
Exons: 4
Coding region: 73-459 (128 amino acids)
Source: RefSeq, a predicted model, not a curated record